Molecule: messenger RNA, 2844 nt
Organism: Sinocyclocheilus rhinocerous
Lineage: Eukaryota; Metazoa; Chordata; Actinopteri; Cypriniformes; Cyprinidae
Product: carnitine O-palmitoyltransferase 1, liver isoform-like
Exons: 17
Coding region: 364-2814 (816 amino acids)
Biological process (GO): long-chain fatty acid transport; fatty acid metabolic process; carnitine metabolic process
Cellular component (GO): mitochondrion
Molecular function (GO): carnitine O-palmitoyltransferase activity
Source: RefSeq, a predicted model, not a curated record
ACCAGUUUAACUCUGCCCUAAGAGUAUCUAGUUACACAUACACAGAACGAGAGCGAGCAUUUAUGAGGGCCACUAUGUAACAGGUAGUUUAGAAGAAGAAAGCAAACACUCAGAAAACAGGCAACUCGCAAAAUAAAGGAAAACAGAGAGGGAGGGAGAGGAGAAAAUUUGAGUAGAAGAGGAGAUAACUAGUCACUGUGCUAUAGAGUACAUGAGGAGUCGAGGGAAAGGCACAAGAGUGAAGAACAGUCUGCUUCCAUAAAGGACAUUCCAGCCCUACUGAAAGAAAAUUGUAUCUUAUUAUCCAUUGAGUUUCAUCUGACUUGAAGUGUUGCAGGUAAUGCUGUGCUUUAAGCCUGUAUAAUGGCAGAGGCUCAUCAGGCAGUGGCAUUUCAGUUCACCGUCACACCUGAUGGCAUUGACCUACAGUUGAGCCGUGAGGUUCUCAAACACAUCUACCUAUCUGGAGUGACAUCAUGGAAGAAACGUGCCAUCCGCUUCAAGGUGAAUCUAUCUAUUUAUCUAUCUAUCUAUCUAUCUAAUGAAAAUAAUAUUUUAUUUUAUUUUGAACAGAAUGGCGUUCUCACAGGUGUGUACCCCGCCAGUCCCUCCAGCUGGUUAAUUGUAGUUAUUGCAAUAAUGAGCACCAUGUAUGCCAGGAUCGACCCCUCUAUGGGCAUGAUUGACAGGAUCAAGACAUCUCUACCUGUGAGUGAGUUUAUGACCGUUCAGACUCAGACGGUGUUGAGUGCCAUCCUGUUUGCCACAGGCCUGUGGUUAUCAUUCAUCUUUCUGCUGCGGUACAUCCUGAAAGCUCUCCUGUCCUAUCACGGCUGGAUCUUUGAGUCACAUGGCAAAAUGAGUUUCUCUACUAAAGUCUGGCUGAGUCUUGUAAAGCUGUUGUCCGGUCGGCGACCGUUGCUCUACAGCUUCCAGGCAUCUCUGCCCCAUCUGCCAGUACCGAGCAUUGAUGACACAAUCAACAGGUAUCUUGAAUCAGUUCGACCUCUUCUGGAUGAUGAGCAAUAUAAACAGAUGGAGAUUGUUGCUAAUGACUUCAAAAAGGAUCCUGCACCCAAACUCCAAAAACACCUCAAACUCAAAUCCUGGUGGGCGACAAAUUAUGUGAGUGAUUGGUGGGAGGAGUACAUCUACCUGAGAGGACGGGACCCCAUCAUGGUCAACAGCAACUUCUACACAAUGGAUUUGCUCUAUGUGAUCCCUACACACAGACAGGCUUCACGAGCAGCAAACAUAGUCCAUGCCAUGCUGCAGUAUCGGCGUAAGCUGGAGCGAGGAGAACUUACCCCGCUGAGAGCUCUUGGGAUUGUCCCCAUGUGCUCUUUUCAGUACGAGAGGAUGUUCAACACCACCCGUAUUCCUGGCAUUGAGACUGAUUUCGUGCAGCAUCUGAAGGACAGGAAGCACUUGGUUGUGUACCAUCGAGGCCGUUUCUUUAAGGUGUGGCUGUACUAUGGUGGUCGCCAUCUUUGGCCCUCAGAGCUUGAGUUGCAGUUUCAACGUAUCCUGGAUGACAAGUCUGAACCUCAACCUGGAGAGAUCAAGCUCCCCUCACUGACUGCCGGGAACAGGGUUCCCUGGGCCAGGGCCCGUCUGAAGUACUUCAAUGAGGGGGUCAACCGGGCGUCUCUGGAGGCCAUUGAAACGGCUGCAUUUUUUAUGACUCUGGAUGAUGAAGCACAUGGAUACGAUCCAGAGAACAUACGGUCCCUAGACCUCUACGCCAAAUCUCUACUACAUGGAAAGUGUUAUGACAGGUGGUUUGAUAAAUCCUUCACUUUGAUUGUCUACAAGAAUGGUAAAACUGGCAUCAACACUGAGCAUUCAUGGGCUGACUCCCCUAUCAUAGGACAUAUGUGGGAGUAUGUUUUAGCCACAGACUGUUUCCACCUUGGAUAUACGGCGGAGGGACAUUGCAAAGGAGAUAUCAACAAAAGCCUGGCACCCCCUACCAGACUACAGUGGGACAUCCCAAAAGCAUGCCAGGAGAUUAUUGAAGGUUCUUACAUGAUUGCAAAGGGAAUUGCUGACGAUGUGGAUUUCCACGACUGCUUGUUUAAUGAGUUUGGGAAGGGCCUGAUAAAGAAAUGCAGAACAAGUCCUGAUGCUUUUAUCCAGCUGGCACUGCAACUAGCUCAUUACAGGGACAAGGGUGAAUUCUGUCUGACUUACGAAUCAUCCAUGACGCGCAUGUUCCGCGAGGGCCGGACGGAAACCGUGCGCUCAUGCACCUGCGAGUCCACGGCUUUUGUAAAAGCAAUGGAGGAUGAAAGUACCACGAAUGAGCAAAGGUUAGCGCUCUUCAAGAAAGCUGCAGAUAAACAUCAGAACAUGUACCGUCUGGCCAUGACUGGAGCUGGGAUCGACCGCCAUCUCUUCUGCCUCUACAUUGUGUCCAAAGUAAUGGGCAUUGACUCACCCUUCCUCAAACAGGUUUUGUCAGAGCCCUGGCGCCUCUCCACCAGUCAGACCCCUCAACAGCAGCUCAAUCUCAUCGACACUCAGAAGUUUCCCAAAUAUGUGGGAGCAGGAGGCGGCUUUGGGCCUGUUGCUGAUGACGGUUAUGGUGUUUCUUACAUCAUUGUCGGCGAGAAUCUCAUUACAUUCCACAUUUCCAGCAAGUUCUCCAGCCCUGAAACGGUAGGCGAAUUUCAAACAUUUUUCUUAAGUGCCACUUUUUGUGAAUACGUGAUCCUGACAAAUAAAAUUAAGGCUAUACAUUAUCCAGAUACAGAGCCUUGUUAUUUUCACACCAAGAACAAUAACUAUAUUAGCGUCCACACCAACGGAUGAUACAUUUCUGUUUACGUAAGCAACGCGCGC